Messenger RNA from Melanaphis sacchari, 5397 nucleotides. RefSeq lists its product as uncharacterized. Gene Ontology annotation, cellular component: nucleoplasm; NuRD complex. Gene Ontology annotation, molecular function: transcription corepressor activity; transcription coactivator activity; chromatin binding. Gene Ontology annotation, biological process: negative regulation of transcription by RNA polymerase II. The coding region runs from base 512 to 5158 and encodes 1548 amino acids. The transcript has 13 exons. The record is from RefSeq and is a predicted model, not a curated record. Lineage: Eukaryota; Metazoa; Arthropoda; Insecta; Hemiptera; Aphididae.
GCGUGUGUGUAUGCACUAUGCGCGCGCGUGUGUGUGUGUGUAAAGGAUAACAACACCGACGUCGUCGUACGUACAUGUUUGUUUGGCCGUAGCCGUUUGUUUAUCUGCGAACUCGUGCGCGUACAAACUGUUUGUGGCGUUUGUGCGUUCGUUGUCCGACACAGCACAGUCGAAGUAGUCCCGCUCGUUCAGCGUCAUUCGCACGCCAAUACUGUCCGAGCGCUCCUCCAAACAUUAUACCGGCCGGCGGCUACGAUAGCGGUGGUGGCGGCGGCGGCGGCGGCGGUGGCGGCGGUGGUGGUGGUUUACGGUACGCGACAAUAAGAUGCCCUAAGCGGCGUCUGCGGCUUGUUGCGGCCAGAGUAAGGAUUUUCGAAAUCGACCCAGCCAACGGCGACAACCGUCCGACGUGGGAAUAGUUCCCGUUCGGGACGGAAGAAAGCGAUUUCGUGUGUUGACCAACAGUCAAACAGAUCGUCAUCGUUAGCUCGUCACGACCAUCGCCGUUCUCAUGGCGACCAUCAACAGUGGCAGCAACAACAGCAACAGCACUAGUGCCGGCGGCAGCAACAUGUACCGCGUCGGAGAUUAUGUGUACUUUGAAGCUCAACAGCAGCAACAACAGCAGCAGCAGCAACAACAGCAACAGCCAUUCCAAAUACGUAGAAUAGAAGAGCUCAAUAAGACUGCGGGUGGUAAUGUUGAAGCUAAAGUCAUGUGUUUCUAUAGGAGACGAGAUCUCCCAGCUCAACUUGUCGCCCUAGCUGAUAAACACCAACAGCAUCAGCAGCAGCAGCAACUGUCAUUGACAUUAUCAUUAUCUCCUGGUGGAAAUAGCGCUAUUAAAGGAGCUGGUAAAGUCAAAUCUUCUUCAGCUAGUGAUAAAGACGCUAGUGCGGACAAGAAAGAACAAGACUCCAAUGCUAGUGGGGUUCUACCAGUUGUGAAAAAAGAACAGCAGAGCGAAGAACUAUCUGCCAGUAAAAUAGAAACAUCUGAAGUUAGCGAAAGCGUGAAAGAGGAACAGCAACAACAGCAGGAUGUAGAGAUGUCAGAAGAUGCGGAAACUAAUUCUACUGCAUCUGCCGCUGUUGUCAAAAGUGCAGAUGCUCGAGGAGAUGGUGAUGAGGUUGAAACAAACGAUAAAUCUUCAGAUGUCGUAAAAGAUGAAGAUAAAACAACACAGGGCACACAACCACAACAUGACUGGUGGCGUGGUGAACAGCUUAAACAACGCGAGUUGUUUUUAAGCAGGCAAGUGGAAACAUUGGCAGCCACACAUAUACGUGGAAAGUGCACAGUAACAUUGUAUAAUGAGACUGAGUCAUUGGACAGUUAUUUAGAAAGAGAGGAUACAUUCUUCUAUUGUCUGGUAUUUGAUCCUGUCCAGAAGACAUUGUUGGCCGAUAAGGGAGAAAUCCGUGUUGGUCAUAAAUAUCAGGCUGAGGUGCCGCCAAAAGCACUAUUUACCCGUGACUUAAAUGCAAAAGAUGUAACAGCAACAUCGGUAAAAGGAGAUACAAUUAAAGAAGAAAACAUUACUGAUGGUAAUGGAGAAGAGCCAAUGGUAACAGAAUGUAGUCGAGACGAUGACGAGAGUGAUGAUAAAGAUGUCGAUGCAAAAUCCUCUACUGCAGUGACCACAGUGACAACAAUAGGAACAGUAACAGCAUUGGCAAUGGAAAGUGAUUCUGAACUUGAAACUUUGGUAUGGACAUGCAGGCCACAGUGGAAUCGUUUAACUGAUAGACAGAUAGAUCAGUUUUUGGUCGUUUCUCGAUCACUAGGCACAUUUGCUCGUGCCUUAGAUUGUACCAGUUCAGUGAAACAGCCAUCAUUGCAUAUGUCAGCAGCUGCUGCAUCACGAGACAUCACAUUGUUUCAUGCCAUGGACACACUACAUAGGCAUGGUUAUGAUCUGGGUACUGCCACCUGUUCCUUAGUGCCUAGUACAGGUCCUGUAUUAUGUCGUGAUGAAAUGGAAGAAUGGUCUGCUUCUGAAGCAAAUUUGUUCGAGGAAGCGUUGGAGAAGUAUGGAAAGGACUUUGGUGACAUACGUCAUGAUUUCCUUCCAUGGAAAACGCACAAAAACAUAGUCGAGUACUAUUACAUGUGGAAGACUACAGAUAGGUAUGUGCAACAGAAGCGGGUUAAGGCCGUAGAACAAGAAUCCAAGUUGAAACAAGUGUAUAUACCUUCUUAUAAUGGAACAAUGAGUGGUGGAAAACAGCAGGCUAUUACAUCGGGUGUAUCAUUAAAAUCAUCGCAACAGCAGCUCGUAAAUGGUAACUCAGCUGUGGAACUGUUUUCUCCAAAAAACAGCGGUGGAUUAUCUUUAGCAGGGGAGGGUCCAUUACAACCUGGAUUGUGUGAUCUAUGUGACGCUGUGUCAUCACAACAAUGGUAUCCAAAUACCAUAGGAACCACAACCGGAACAAGCUCAAUAUCUUAUCAUCAGCAAAACGGAGGAUUGUCUUCAGUAUCAUCAUUAUGCCAUGAAUGCUGGACUCAUUGGAAAAAAUAUGGAGGUCCAAGAACUGCUACUUCUGAUAAAAAAGUUAUUGCAGCAGCAAGAGGAGGGAGCUUGUCUGGCGACGAAGAUCGUCCACACUCAAAUGCGUCAUCUAGUUCUUUAGCAGCAGCAAUGAAUCUGAAUGUAUCAGCUAGUGGUGGAAGAUCCUCAUCACACGGAUCCACUAUAUCGACUCCGCCCCAUCAUCACCAUCACCUUAUGCACCUUGGUGGUAGUGGAAGUAGUCAUCAUAGUAGUUAUCAUCAUCAGUCGCAACACCACCACCAUCAACAGCUUCACCAUCAACAACAACAGCAACAACAACAACAACAACACCACCAAUCGGCGGCAUCUUCACCUGGUGGUGGUGGUGUAUUAUUACAUCAACCACAUAUUAACUCGUCUGGAUCAACAACAACUGCUCAUAGGUGCACUAUUAUAGGAUGCCAAGCUGCUCCAUUCAAGAGCAAGUCUCAGUUGCUACGGCAUUACAGUACUGCACAUGGCAUCGGGAUAAAUUCUAACAGCAGCAGUAGUUCUAGUGCCAUCAUUACGUCAAUUGGUGGUAGCAGUAGAUCUUCUGGUAGUGGUGGUCUUGAUGGUGGUGGAAGUGGAAAAUUAUCACCACAGCCGCCACAGCAAAGCAUUUCUAAUGCAGGACUUCUCCACCACAAUUCCGGAGGACCUUUAAACUUGAACAGCAGCAAUUCACACUCCAUUAGUAGUAGUUCUGCCAAUCAAGUAAUUAAUCUCAUUGCAUCAUCAUCUUCGCCACAACAGCAGCCCAACAACCUAUCUACAAGUGGUGGAGGCAUAACAACAAAUACAGUUAUUGGAGCAGGAGGAGUAGCUACUGCCACCGGUAGACCGGUUAUGAAGACAAGAACAGCAUUUUAUUUGAGAUGCACAUCAUUGGCAAAAGCUAGUAGGCGUCGGGCUGCGCAACAAGCAGCUGCUGCACUAUUACAACAACAGCACCAUCAGAAAAAAGCUUCGUCUAGUGGAUCAACAGCAUCAGUGUUAUCCCCCAUAACUUCAGCUAUGGUACAACCUGGAUGCCUUGCCCGUCCUAGGAAUGUUGCUCGAAGACCAUUUGUAUGCAUUCCACAAACAGCACACUCUUAUAAACACGAAUGCAUGUUGUCAAUGCAACAUGCUCCAGUCCAUGAACUAAGAGCAUACUUGAGAGCUGCAACAGUAAAAGCACAUGCUCGCCGACCUGGAGUUACUCGAGUAGCUAAUGCAUUAAUAGCUGCUAGGAGAGGCCGUGGUGGAAUGAAUUCAGCAAUUGCUGCUGAUAUAGCUGUGCCAGAUUGGCUUUCUUUGCCAUCUCAGCAGCACCAGCAUCAGUCUUCUCAUCAUCAUGUUUCGUCUUCAUCAAAACAUGGCAAACAUUCUUCAAGAUCAUCAACGGGUGGACGCGUUGCAUUUCCCAAGCCACCAAAGGCACCUGAUGGAAGUUUGCUUUAUGAACGAGUGCCAAAUAAACAAGAAGCUGCCGCAGCAGCGGCAGCUGCUGCUUCCGCAUUAAGCAACCCAUCUGCAUCUGCAGCUGCAGCAGCAGCAGCAGCUGCUGCAGCAGUUGGACUGAAUCCGGCUGCAGCAGCCGCUAUACUUGGAGCUUUGGGCCCUCCUGGAUCGGCUAAUAGUGGUAAUUCUGCAGGGGCCUCUGGUUCAUCAAAUGAUCAAUCGGCUUCGGGGUUUGACGUAGCAGCUGCGGCUGCUGCUCUCUACCAACAACAGCAACAGCAACAACAACUACAACAAGGCUCUUCGUCGUCAAGCAAUAAAAGGCGGUUAUAUGAAACAGAUAGUGCAUCUAUACAACAGCAACCACAACCACAAGCUGGACCACCAUCAAAACGUAUGCAUCGGCAGCAACAUCACUCACAACAGCAGCAGCAACAACAGCAAUCUACCGGUCACCAUCACCACAGCCAACAGCACCAACAACCUACAUCAACGUCACAGGGAGGUAGUGGAGCCGGUGGUGGUGCCGUAGACGGAAUGCUGGCAUCAAUUGUGGCACAUCAACAACAGCAGCAACAACAGCGAGGCGGUACGUCGAGCGGAGGACCUUUACAAUUGACUGCCACUGGAAGUGCUGGUAAAUCCGGUGGCUCGGCAGGCCACCACCAGUCUCAACAACAGCAGCAUCAGCAGCACAAUCAUUACAGGACACCGUCAAUGGCUCGAACCGGUAGAAAGCAUGUCAUAUCGUGGACGGACGCUCCUGACGACCUGUACUAUAGAUGUACCACAUUGUCUAGAUCUUUACGUAAAGCCAGGAUGACUGGUAAGGAACUAAGGCGGUCAGCACGCAAGCCAUGGCAGCCGAUCGCCGCGCUUCUUGGCAUAUCGUUUACAAUGCCAUCCGCUCCUCCGCCGUCGUCGGCUACGCCAUUGGGAACAGCUGGGCCUACGGGAUCACCGGCUCCGCAAACCAGUAAUACAUCCACAAAUCCGUCAUCGAUAGGAUCAGCUGUACCGUUUGAUAUGUCUACCACCGGUGGUGGCGCCAGCAGUAGCAAUAGACAACCGUCCACCAUAACUAAUCAGUCGGCAGCGCCGAUAGUAGCGCCAUGUAUUAGUAGCGCGCUCACAAUGCCGUCACGUUCCAGUGGCGGUGGUAGUAGUCAUCACUAAGUACCACGGUUUUGUGUGGACUUGGGUACUGUUGGUGGCGAACACCACCAGCUGUCUGGUCGAUAAUUUAGAAUUUCAAUUUUUUUCAUCAUCGUACUAUUUUAUUUUUAUACAUUAACAAUAAUCAUAAUAAUUUUAAUCCGAAUCCUUUUUAUAGGUUAAACCUAAAUAUGCUAAAAUUAUUUUUAUUACUAUUAUUAUUACUUUUUUUUUUUUUUUUUUACUAUUAUUUUAUUAUU